Molecule: messenger RNA, 2731 nt
Organism: Ornithorhynchus anatinus (platypus)
Lineage: Eukaryota; Metazoa; Chordata; Mammalia; Monotremata; Ornithorhynchidae
Gene: NEK4
Product: NIMA related kinase 4
Exons: 15
Coding region: 109-2481 (790 amino acids)
Biological process (GO): protein phosphorylation
Molecular function (GO): ATP binding; protein kinase activity
Source: RefSeq, a predicted model, not a curated record
UCGGCGUGGGCCCCGCCGUCGGCCGCCCCCCGGGAAUGAACGGCGUCCCUCGCCCCCGCCGCUCCCGGCCAGGCCUGAGCCUGGGGCCCGGGACUGCCCUGACAGACCAUGCCCCUGGCCUCCUAUUGCUUCCUGCGGGCCGUGGGCAAGGGCAGCUACGGGGAGGUGACGCUGGUGAGGCACCGGCAGGAGAAGAAGCAGUUUGUCAUUAAAAAGCUAAACCUCCGCAGUGCCUCCAGCCGAGAACGGAAAGCAGCCGAACAAGAAGCUCAGCUUUUGUCUCAGCUGAAACAUCCCAACAUUGUGACCUACAGGGAAUCCUGGGAGGGAGAGGAUGGCCUGCUGUACAUCGUUAUGGGCUUUUGCGAAGGAGGGGAUCUCUAUCACAAACUGAAAAAACAAAAGGGCAAACUUCUGCCAGAGAAUCAGGUCGUGGAAUGGUUCGUCCAGAUUGCCAUGGCGCUGCAGUAUUUACAUGAAAAUCACAUCCUACACCGAGAUCUGAAGACUCAAAAUGUCUUCCUAACAAGAACAAAUAUCAUCAAAGUGGGAGAUCUGGGAAUUGCAAGAGUGUUGGAAAAUCAGUAUGAUAUGGCCAGCACUCUCAUUGGUACCCCUUACUACAUGAGUCCUGAAUUGUUUUCAAACAGACCCUACAGCUACAAGUCUGACGUUUGGGCUUUGGGAUGCUGCGUUUACGAAAUGACCACGCUGAAACAUGCAUUCAACGCGAAAGACAUGAACUCUUUGGUUUAUCGAAUUAUUGAAGGAAAGCUGCCGCCAAUUCCAAAAGAUUACAGUCCCCAACUGGCAGAAUUAAUACGAACGAUGCUGAACAAAAAACCUGAGGAAAGACCCUCGGUGAGAAGCAUCCUAAGGCAACCCUACAUAAAGAGCCAAAUCUCUUUAUUUUUGGAGGCCACAAAGGCAAAAACUUCCAAAAAUUAUGCCAAAAACUGUGAGAGAAAUCCUAGAUCUUCCGCUUCAGUAAAGGCUGAUUGGAACGAGGCAAAGGACACCACUCCGAAUCAUUCCUCAGGGGAUUCCAGAACCCAUGAAGAGGUGGAAGAAGAACAUGUACUUCAGAAGAAACCAGUGGAUGGUCACCCUUCAGAAAAACCUCUUGAUCCUAAAAAUAACACCAACAGUAACACAAACUGCCUUGGAGCUUCCUUAGCGACUAUUAGCAAGGUGGAUGUUGACAUCCUACCAAGUGAAGGAGGGAGCUCAAAGAGUGAUCAUUUACUGCAGGAUCACAAUCCGAGACACUUGAGUAUUUCCAGCGAGGUGGAAGAAGAACACGAUGGCUCUCGGGUGGAGGAAGGGAGUCUCCAAGAGAAUUCGAAUCCCAGCUCCGAGACUGAGAACAUCGCCCCGGUGAAGAUUUCUGUGCCUACCCUUGAUGAGGAAAGUGACGCUUGCACGCCUUUGCAGCCUAUAUGUAAGGAAAAGCAUGACCAAUCCGGCAAAAAAUCAGCAGGAAAACAGGAAAAAGUUAGCUCCUUGUUACAGCCCUGGAGCUCUGUGUCUGAACCUUCCCUGGCCCGCCAGCGGAGGCAAAAAGAAAGAGAACAGUCUGAAGAGCUUAUGGAACAUAGACAGUUCAGCGCUGUUCCUCCUAGACCUCUGCCGUCUCUGCCUCCCCCCAUUGUGAGUAAAACGAAUGUCAAGUCGCCGCUCAGAGAUGCAAAAACGCACGACACGGAGGCCACGGGAUCUGGAAACAAAGAGGAUCGACCACUAUCCGCAAGGGAAAGGAGAAGACUAAAGCAAUCCCAGGAAGAGCUGCUUCCCUCUGCUUUUUUAGACCCUACAGUGAGAAGAGCAUCUCAGAGUGCAGCGGAAGGAACGAAGUUGCAGGCAACCAACCACCCCGGGACUGCCAGACAGUCUUCUCCAGACUCUGGCCUGACUCAGGAAAAAGUUACAGUCCAGGAUCCUUCUGAUGAUGAGUUGAGUUCUACAAGUUCAACAGAUAAAUCAGAUAUAGACUCCAGUGAAAGGAGAGGCCAUACCAGUGAAAUGAAUGAUUUGGUACAGUUGAUGACUCAGACAUUAAAAAUGGAUUCUAAAGAGAGCCGAGAGAUUCCUCCAAUACCCAAUCCCACAUCAGAGUUCAAGCUUCAUAAAAAAUAUAGAGAUACUCUGAUUCUUCAUGGAAAAGUCACGGAGGAUUCAGAGGAACUCAAGUUCAAGCACCUUUCUCCAGGUCAGCCAAAUGGAAGGUGUAUGCCUGUGAGAGGAAAGAAUUUGUCUAUCGUGCCUGGCUCAGAAAAGAUCAGGAGAAUGGUUGAAGUUCUAAGGGCGGAUGUAGUUCAAGGACUGGGAGUGAAGCUUUUAGAGAAAGUGUAUGAUCUUAUGGAGGAAGAUGAUGAACUGAAGAGGGAGGUGUGUUUACGGGAGCACAUGGGUGAGAAGUACACAAACUACUGCAUGAAGGCUCGUCAGCUGAAAUUUUUUGAAGAAAAUGUGAAUUUUUGAGUUCUUAAUUUGCUGCCAGGAGGGAAGACUUGUUUUGAAAAGUGUUUUCAUCAAAAGGACUAUCUUCAUCUGAACAAACCAACUUAGAAUGGUGGUUUGUAGGGGUGUCUUCCCAGAAAGCAUAUUAGGUGUGUGUGCCUGAGGAAAAGACUCGGUUUUUGUUUUUUUAAACACUAAGAUGUGAACCCCAAACAUGAAGUGUUUGCUGUUAGACUUCUUCUUUUAAAAUUAAAUUUAUUUGACCACCUCA